AUGACUGCCAUCCGGCUAUGAGAAUUUAUUGACCGCCGCCCAGCAAUCCCACCCAGUAUAUUCAUUGUUCACCAAGGAAAAGAUCUCCGUGGUUAUUACACUGGGCAGCUGGCAAGACUCCAUUAUGAUUAUAGUGUGAAGAGAUCUCCCAGACCUCUCAUAGACUUGGAAAUUCCAUCUAAGAAGAAAAGUCAGUAUCAGCCUCAAUUAGACCAACAAACUCUCAUUCAUUAUAUCAAUGUUCGAAGACAUUCAAAGCCUGCCGAGCCAUGGUAUAAAGAAACCUCUUACCAAAGAGACUAUUCUUUGCCAUUUUACAAGAUGGAUUGGGCCCGGAAAUUAGGCACAGUUUCAUCGAAUCCUAGACCACUCAAUUCACUGCCAGAGCACUACUGUUGUGAAGGGAGUGGCUUUGAAAGAAAGGCUUUUAAACUAAAGUAA
Cervus elaphus (red deer) is the source of this 441-nucleotide messenger RNA. It is a transcript of the gene SPMIP3, whose product is annotated as chromosome 14 C1orf100 homolog. NCBI's taxonomy places the organism in Eukaryota, Metazoa, Chordata, Mammalia, Artiodactyla, Cervidae. The record is from RefSeq and is a predicted model, not a curated record.